GUGCUGCUGCUCCCGUCGCCGCCGCUGCCGCCACCCGUGGUGCCCCGGCUCCUCUGCCGCGCUUCGAGGUGGCAGCCGCGGGCGGGGCCGUAGAAGCAGGGUCCAGGGCGCAGCGCACCUUCGCCGCCCCGGCGCGUCCCGGUGCAGCCGCCGCCCGCCGCAGGUGAUGCCGCCACCUCCCGCCUCAGCAUAAGCCCUGGCUCGGCGGCCGAGCUGCCCCAGCUGUCCCCCAAGGAAUGUUUACCCUUGCGGAAGUUGCUUCACUUAAUGACAUUCAGCCAACUUAUCGAAUCCUGAAACCAUGGUGGGACGUGUUUAUGGAUUACCUGGCUGUUGUUAUGUUGAUGGUAGCCAUCUUUGCAGGAACCAUGCAACUUACCAAAGAUCAGGUGGUCUGCUUGCCAGUAUUGCCAUCUCCUGUAAAUUCAAAGGCACACACACCACCAGGAAGUGCCGAUGUCACCACCGACAUCCCGAAGAUGGAAGCAGCUGCUAACCAAGACCAAGAUGGGCGGACAACAAAUGACAUUUCCUUUGGCGCAUCUGCUGUGACACCUGACAUACCUCUCAGAGCCACAUAUCCUCGCACAGAUUCCAUGGUCAUAAAUCAGGAAGCAAAGACAGAAAAGAAAGAUCCAACAGGCCGAAAAACAAACUUGGAUUUUCAGCAAUAUGUAUUUAUUAAUCAGAUGUGUUACCAUCUGGCCCUUCCAUGGUAUUCUAAGUACUUUCCAUACCUUGCUCUUAUACAUACUAUUAUUCUCAUGGUCAGUAGCAACUUUUGGUUCAAAUAUCCCAAAACAUGCUCAAAAGUAGAACAUUUUGUUUCAAUAUUAGGAAAGUGCUUUGAAUCUCCUUGGACUACGAAAGCAUUAUCUGAGACAGCAUGUGAGGACUCGGAGGAAAACAAGCAGAGAAUAACUGGUGCCCAGACUCUACCAAAGCAUGUGUCUACCAGCAGUGAGGAAGGCAGUCCUAGUGCCAGUACCCCAAUGAUCAACAAAACUGGCUUCAAAUUUUCAGCUGAAAAGCCGGUGAUCGAAGUUCCCAGCAUGACCAUCCUGGAUAAAAAAGAUGGGGAACAGGCCAAAGCCCUGUUUGAGAAAGUGAGGAAGUUCCGUGCCCACGUGGAAGACAGUGACUUGAUCUAUAAACUCUAUGUGGUCCAAACAGUUAUCAAAACAGCCAAGUUCAUUUUUAUUCUCUGCUAUACUGCAAACUUUGUCAAUGCAAUCAGCUUUGAGCACGUCUGCAAGCCAAAAGUUGAGCAUCUGACUGGUUAUGAGGUAUUUGAGUGCACCCACAAUAUGGCUUACAUGUUGAAAAAGCUUCUUAUCAGUUACAUAUCCAUUAUUUGUGUUUAUGGUUUUAUCUGCCUCUACACUCUCUUCUGGUUAUUCAGGAUACCUUUGAAGGAAUAUUCUUUUGAAAAAGUCAGAGAAGAGAGCAGUUUCAGUGACAUUCCAGAUGUCAAAAAUGAUUUCGCGUUUCUUCUGCACAUGGUAGACCAGUAUGACCAGCUGUAUUCCAAGCGUUUUGGUGUGUUCUUGUCAGAAGUGAGUGAAAAUAAACUUAGGGAAAUUAGUUUGAACCAUGAGUGGACAUUUGAAAAACUCAGGCAGCAUGUAUCACGCAAUGCCCAGGACAAGCAGGAGUUACAUCUGUUCAUGCUUUCAGGCGUGCCCGAUGCUGUCUUUGACCUCACAGACCUGGAUGUGCUAAAACUUGAACUGAUUCCAGAAGCUAAAAUUCCUGCUAAGAUUUCUCAAAUGACUAAUCUCCAAGAGCUCCACCUCUGCCACUGCCCUGCAAAAGUUGAACAGACUGCUUUUAGCUUUCUCCGCGAUCACUUGAGAUGCCUUCACGUGAAGUUCACCGAUGUGGCUGAAAUUCCUGCCUGGGUGUAUUUGCUCAAAAACCUUCGAGAGUUGUACUUGAUAGGCAAUUUGAACUCUGAAAACAAUAAGAUGAUAGGACUUGAAUCUCUCCGAGAGUUGCGGCAUCUUAAGAUUCUCCACGUGAAGAGCAAUUUGACCAAAGUUCCCUCCAAUAUUACCGAUGUGGCUCCACAUCUUACAAAGUUAGUCAUUCAUAAUGACGGCACUAAACUCUUGGUACUGAACAGCCUUAAGAAAAUGAUGAAUGUCGCUGAGCUGGAACUACAGAACUGUGAACUAGAGAGAAUUCCACAUGCUAUUUUCAGCCUCUCUAAUUUACAGGAACUGGAUUUAAAAUCAAACAACAUACGCACAAUUGAGGAAAUCAUCAGUUUCCAGCAUUUAAAACGACUGACUUGUUUAAAAUUAUGGCAUAAUAAAAUUGUUACCAUUCCUCCCUCCAUUACCCAUGUCAAAAACUUGGAGUCACUUUAUUUCUCUAACAACAAGCUCGAAUCCUUACCAGUGGCAGUAUUUAGUUUACAGAAACUCAGAUGCUUAGAUGUAAGCUAUAACAACAUUUCAGUGAUUCCAGUAGAAAUAGGAUUGCUUCAGAACCUGCAGCAUUUGCAUAUUACUGGGAACAAAGUGGACAUACUUCCAAAACAGUUGUUUAAAUGUGUUAAGUUGAGGACUUUGAAUCUGGGGCAAAACUGCAUCACCUCCCUCCCAGAGAAAAUUGGUCAGCUCUCACAGCUCACUCAGCUGGAGUUGAAGGGGAACUGCUUGGACCGCCUGCCAGCCCAGCUGGGCCAGUGUCGAAUGCUCAAGAAAAGCGGGCUUGUUGUGGAAGAUCACCUUUUUGACACCCUACCCCUCGAAGUUAAAGAAGCAUUGAAUCAAGACAUAAAUAUUCCCUUUGCAAAUGGGAUUUAAACUGAGAUAAUACUUGUACAUCCAUGUGCAAGAACGACUUCCUAGAUUGCAAGUGCUCACGUGCAAGUUACUGCAAGAUAAUGCAUUUUAGGAGUAGAUACAUCUUUUAAAAUAAAACAGGAUGCAUAGAAGGCUAAUAGGAGACAUAACUGAAUGUUCAAUGUUUGUAGGAUUUUAAGUCAUUCAUUUUCAAAUCUUUUUUCUUUUUUUCUCUUGGGGAAAGGGAAGGAAAAAAUAUAAUCACUAAUCUUGGUUCUUUUUAAAUUGUUUGUAACUUGGAUGCUGCCGCUAUUGAAUGUUUACAAUGCUUGCCUGCUAAAGUAAAUGAUUAA
Cynocephalus volans (Philippine flying lemur) is the source of this 3145-nucleotide messenger RNA. RefSeq names its product leucine rich repeat containing 8 VRAC subunit D (gene LRRC8D). Bases 237 to 2813 code for a protein of 858 amino acids. Gene Ontology annotation, molecular function: protein binding. The transcript is spliced from 2 exons. The record is from RefSeq and is a predicted model, not a curated record. Lineage: Eukaryota; Metazoa; Chordata; Mammalia; Dermoptera; Cynocephalidae.